Molecule: messenger RNA, 2794 nt
Organism: Tyto alba (common barn owl)
Lineage: Eukaryota; Metazoa; Chordata; Aves; Strigiformes; Tytonidae
Gene: SLC39A11
Product: solute carrier family 39 member 11
Exons: 10
Coding region: 163-1191 (342 amino acids)
Biological process (GO): zinc ion transmembrane transport
Cellular component (GO): membrane
Molecular function (GO): zinc ion transmembrane transporter activity
Source: RefSeq, a predicted model, not a curated record
AGUAUCUUUGUGCAGCCCAGGUGGUCUGUUCUGUCAGAGUGCUGCAGCCUGGCUGUCAGGAUGGUGCUAUGUUGCCUCUGGUUGUUUAACUGCUGAGGAGGGGGAUGCUGGGCAAGAAGCCACAGAAGCCACAGCCUGACUGGAGUAAGAAAUUAAGUCAGCAUGAUCCCGGGACACGGGCCGGUGGUCCAGGCAGUGCUGGGAACCUUCCUCACCUGGGGGCUGACGGCGGCCGGCUCAGCGCUGGUGUUUGUGUUUUCCAGCGGGCAGAGGCGGAUCCUAGAUGGGAGCUUAGGCUUCGCCGCGGGGGUCAUGCUGGCCGCUUCUUACUGGUCCCUGCUGGCCCCGGCUAUCGACAUGGCCGAGGAGGCCGGCACCUUCGGAGCCUUCGCUUUCUUCCCAGUGGCCGUGGGCUUUGCUCUGGGAGCAGCUUUCGUGUACUUCGCCGACCUGCUCAUCCCGGCGCUGGGUUUCAGCGGGCCUCCCCACGCAGCGUUUGCCUUGAGUUACGACCAGCGAGCGGUGAAAGAAAAAUAUGAGCAUGAACCUGCCCAUCACCUGGACUACGAGAGCGAGUUGUCCAUCCGGAUAGGUAGAGCUGGGCUCCAUCCAGACAAAGGUGAGAACGGGGAGCCCUACCAGAGGAGGAAGGGUGCGGGGGCCAGCCUGCCAGACGGCCCCCCAACAUUCCCCACGGCCAGGGACGGGGCCCCGCCGGCCGGCAGCAGCAGCUGGAGGCGGAUUCUGCUGAUGAUCCUCGCUAUAACCAUCCACAACGUCCCAGAGGGUCUGGCAGUGGGAGUUGGAUUUGGGGCUAUUGGAAAAUCCGCAUCUGCGACCUUCCAAAGCGCCAGGAAUUUAGCAAUCGGGAUUGGGAUUCAGAAUUUCCCGGAGGGCCUGGCCGUCAGCCUGCCUUUGCGCGGCGCUGGAUUUUCAACGUGGAAAGCGUUCUGGUACGGGCAGCUGAGCGGCAUGGUGGAGCCCUUAGCCGGCAUCUUCGGCGCCUUCGCCGUGGUGGUGGCGGAGCCUCUCCUCCCCUACGCCCUGGGCUUUGCGGCCGGGGCAAUGGUCUACGUGGUGAUGGACGAUAUCAUCCCCGAGGCACAGACCAGUGGCAACGGGAAGCUGGCAUCCUGGACCUCGAUAUUAGGAUUUGUGGUGAUGAUGUCCCUGGACGUUGGGCUCGGGUAGGGCCUCGCGCUGCUCCCCAGGAGAAGACUUCAGAGCCAUCUGUGCAGCGGCAUUUGGAACUGGACACGCGUUAUCCUCUAGACUUUUUUUUUUUUUGUAUAUAUAUUUUUUUGGAUCUGGUUUGGUGUUGAUUUCCUAUAAUUUUAUAUCUCUUCCUUCCCUCCAACGUCAUGUCGGUGGUUUUCAAAGCACAAAUACAGGUGGUUCCUCGCAGGUCCUGGUUUCCUUUCACCACCAGAUUUUCUUUUCCUCUCGGGAGGGUCGUUGGACGACGCGUUGUCUGGGCUGCAGGUCACCUUGUCCUUUCCCUUCCACGCCGGGCUGGUUUCUCCGAGUCCGGUCGCUCUGGGUUUUGAUCAUCUUUGUUUUGUAGAAGAUUAGAAAUUCACUGUCGCGCGUUUAAGCCGGUCUGUGGUUGAGUACCAAGGCGUUUGAACGGCGUAAACUCCUUACAGAGUCUGGAUUUCCACACUUUUUUCGAAGGGCGGGUGGAAGGCUUUAGGGCGGAGGUAACACGUACGGCACUGCGGGAUCGCAGCCUCGUGUAUCCUGCUGGCCCUUGGGAAUGUUUUAGGGUAGUAGUUUCGAUGGAUACGAAUAGUCCAGGCAAAUAAAACGAAUUUUCUUGAGAUCUCUGUAAGAGAGAAAUGUCAUUUUUUCCUAAAUUUAUCUCUUAAGUGGGGCAUUGAUCCAAUGCAUUGUGUCCGAUACCCUGAGGUUCUCUCCGGAAAAAAAAAAAAAAAAAAAAAAAAAAAAAUAGGAAAGAGUAAUUUUUGUGUUUUCUAGCAUGUACACUUUGAAAAGGCGAGGUGCUGCCUGACUGGUGGACAGCAGGCCACGUUUCCAUGUGGGCCCGUGGCUGUGUCUGGCCUCGCCAAGCUGGUUUACGGCUGCUGGUUCCACUGGUUCAUCACUCCCCGAAGAGCCGAGGUGGGUUUUUCCCAGUCGCACUUCACCCCGUCGAAAAACUCGGAGCUGAGUCGGGAGCUGAGCGUGCCGGGAGCUCUCGUCUUCCCGAGACGCAUGAGGAUGAAAUAAUUCAUCAGGGUGAAUUAAUUACCCUACCCGAAGAGCCAGAAGCAUGCACCGUGUGUGCCUGCCUCUUCACCCUCUGCUUUUCAAGCAUCUCUUGCUGAAGGGCUGUUCCUGAGCGGGCAGGAUUAGUCCCUUCCAGGCUGAGCCAGUCCUGCCUGUCCCUCCCUGUGCCCGGUGCCCGCUCCGGCGAGGAGCCAAACGCCGGAGCUGCAAGGAUGCUGUAAACCCCACCUCCCCCUUCCCUAAGGAUGCUUCGCUUUUUAGGAAAAAGGGGUCCAUUCGUCCCUUCAGCAGGAAUCACCGGACCGCCUGGCUGCCACGGGGCUCUCGGGGGGGUCACGGCCUGCGGGAAGGGCAGCCAGAGGGAACGGGCUUGAAUAAACUAAGCUAGAGCCACGCGGUUUUGUUUGGUUCUUUUUUUUUUUUUUUUUUUUUUUUUUUUUCCUUUUGGGUUGGAUUUCAUUUGUACUUCAUUUGUGUGUCACGCUGGGUGAUACAAAACUACUGUUUGCCAAUGGAUUUGACCUUUUAACUGUGAUAGGUUUCAAUAAAUGGGAAAUUCAGAGUU